This is a messenger RNA of Paramecium pentaurelia, 646 nucleotides long. Lineage: Eukaryota; Ciliophora; Oligohymenophorea; Peniculida; Parameciidae. The record is from the annotation of a GenBank genome assembly.
UGUAAUUAGGUAUUUAUAAGUUAGUUAUUUUAUGAUUACAAAAUCCCUUUAGUCAGUGAAAUUACAAGAAUCUCCCAUUCAAAAAUGCAAGGUUGAUCAAACAAAAAAAAAGAAAGUCAAUAGAGUUGUUUUCAAAACAGAAAUUGAUGAAAAUAAAAAUAUUUAAUUAGGAUUUCAAACAUAGAGAAAGAGUUAUGAUUGUGUUGCAGUAGAUAAUAAAAUAAAUAGUUUUAAUCUUAUUUCUAGUAUGUUUGAAUUAGAAUCUAAAAAUUUAGAUCUUUAUAUGGAUCUUUAAGAUAAAACUACAUAGAUUUAAUAAAUGUAAACAUAAAUUGAAUAAUAACAAAUAAAACAUUAAUAAUAAAUUAGAUAAUAUAGUUAAGAUAAAAAAGAGCUUCUAUUAAAGUAUUUAUUGUUGAAAUUAAAUAGAAUUUAAAACCUUGAAAAAUAAUCAGAAAUAUAAAGAAAAUAUAUUGAAUAGUUACCUUAAUUUGAAGUUGAAGCUCAAGAGUGGAAAAUUAGAUUCCUAAAAUUGAAUAAAUAAUUUCAUUUAUAGUAAGAAACAUUAGUCAGAUUAGAAGCUGAGUAAUAAAGUACUUAAAGAAGAAGAACAGAUGGAUUCAAUUUUUUUAAAUAAUAAAUAUGA